AUGGAUCCAGGCAAAUAAUCAAUCAAAAGCAGUAUAAAAGGUGGAAUAUAACCUAAAACAUUUGGUAAUGCAGGAUAAAAUCCUAAUAUGUCUGGUUAAUUGGGUUAAGAAUAGAAACCUAAAUCUAGAUUUGUAUAACCUAAUAUGACUAAUUAUGCACCAAUACCAGCAUCAUAAAAAGUCUCUAUUAAACCAGUAGAUAUGAGUUAAUAAUCAAAUAAAAGAAAUGAAGAUGUUAAUUUAGCUACUUUUCUUGUACCAGAUGGAAUGACUAAAGAAUAAUAUUAAUAAUAAAGUGCUGUUGUUUCUUAAAACUUUUAGAUAGUUGAUUUAUAUCCUGUUUAAAUUAAAGAUAAUGAUAUUAAGGAUGAAUAAGAUACUGCUGCAAGUUAAGAAUAAGAGGAAGUGACUCCUUAUUAAAUAAGUGUUUAUCAUUAUAGAGCUCCAAGAUAAAAUUUUAAUAUUGUUUUGAGUAUUAAAGAUUCUGAUGAUAGAAAUACAAGAAAGGAAGUUAAUUAUUAAGAAACAGAAAUUGGAAAAUUUGGUAAUGCUGCAGUUAAUAUGAUUUAUCGAUAAAAAUUAUUGUACUUACCUUAAAAGUCUAUAAAAUUAGAAUAAUAAUAAGGUAGAGUUUUACCUGUUGCACUUGAAACAUUGCCAUAAUCAUAAGAUAAUUUUAAAAGAAUUUCAAUUAAAUUAUGUGAUCAAGUAUAAGCAAUUUUAUAAUAAAUAAAAGAAAAUACUUCAUAAUUUGAUUAAGUUGUCAAAGAAUUAUCAAAAUAUUCUGUUGUUUCUUAAGUAAAAUAAAUAGUUAUUGAUAAAUCAUAUAAUAAAAUUUUGGAUAGAUUAAAUGUAUUACAAUAAAUAAUGAAUUAAAAUUUAAAUAAAAUAAAUGAACUUAUUUAACUUACUGAAAUUUAAAAUGAGAAAGUUCCUGCAGUAUCUAUGUAAAAUAUGAUUGAUUUUAUCAUAAAAUUGCCAUAAUAAUAAAGCAUUGAAUUUUCAUAACUUAAAUAUGCUUCAUUUUAUACAUGUUAAAUUAUGUGUAAAUAAUUGGAAGUACAAGAAGAAUAAUGUACUAGUUGUUCUUAAUUUGUUAUUCAAUUUAAUUAAGGUGUUGAUGCUGUACAAAUUCUAUAUGAUUUUGCUAAAUUAAAGAUACCAAAAUUAUAUAAUAAAUUGGAUAUAAGUAAUAAUAAAUUAAAUUUAAUUGUGUUACCAUAUUUAGAAUUUAGAUAAAAAAAUGAUUUUAUUCUUUAAGAUAUAUAGAAAGUAUAAUUGAAUUAUAAUUUAUAGUAUUUAAUAAAAAUGCAAGAGAAGAAGUAUUUCAUUAUGAAAACUCUAAUGUAAGAAAUUAUGACCAAAGAAGAAGUGGAAUAAUUAGAUUAAAAUUAUAUCUUAAAUUAAUAUGCAACAUAUAGAAAUCAAAUAAUUAGAAAUCCAAAUAAAUUUAAUUAUGAAAUUCUUAAAAAAAGACCACUUUUCAUUUUAUAAUAAAUUAAAUUGUAACAAUUCUUAUGAAUUAGACUCUUUCAUGCUUAAUUAUAAAUUGAAGAUUUAUUUUAUAAAAUCUAAAAUUUGUAAAAUGUAUAUGAUACCUAUGUUCAAUUUCCAAAUUUAGAAUAACAAUUAAGACAAGUUUAAUUGAAUAAGAUGAAAAUCUAAAAAUAAACAUUAGAGACAGAUGAUUAAGAAGUAUUUAGAGAUAAAGUAGUUGAAUUAAAGUAAAAAAUGAUAGAGUUAAAUUAGACAAGAUAUGGAUAUUUUGUUUAAAUUUCAAAAUAUGUUUCCUAGUGAAGUUGAAGGUCUUCCAUAUGGAUUUAUUCGUAUUAAAGAUUGGAUAGAUUGUGAAAUUGGAUCUGGAUUAACUUUAUUAAGAAUAUUAAAUAGCAAAUUACAUUCAAUAGAUAUAUUAGAAAAUUAAAUUAGUGAAGCUGAAGGUUUAUAAUUAAUUGAAAAAAGUAAAAAACUAAUUUCAUAAAUUUUAAAAUUAAUUGAUUAAGAAAUUCCAUUAUAAUAUUAUGAUUCUAAAUUAAAAUUACCAACUGAAAUAUAGAAUGCAGUCAUAGAAAUUACAAAUAAAUAUUUCUUAGAUGAUGAAACUAAAUAAACUCCUUAAAAAACUCCUUUAUAAUUACCACUUGCUACACCAAAUGCAUAAAUCAAUUUAUAAGAAUAAUGUAGUAAAGUACUUGAAAGAUUGUCUAAAGCAAGAGAAAGUAUUUUGAUUAAAAAAUAAAUAAUAUAAGAAAUAAGUUCUUAAUAUACAUCACUUAAUGAUUAUUGCUUUAAAUAUCAAAUUUGGGAACAUAUCAAUGCAACUAGAUAUUUAAUGACUUCAUAAAUGUUUUAUGAUAUUAUUUCUACAAUAAUUAGUGUAGAACCAUAAAGAUUUACACUUGAUGGUAUUAUUAAAAAAAUUAGAGAUCAUAUGAUAUAUUUUGAAAUGAAUUAAAAUGUUUAAACUAGCAUUUAUUUUAAAGUACAUUUAAAAGAUGGUCUAUAAUUAUUAUAAUUAUUUAAAGAUAGUUAAGAUGAAUAUAGUAGAUUAUUAAUAGCUAAUUCAAAAAAACCAGGAUCUGUAUCAAUUGAUUCAUUAGUAAAUUCUUUAACUAAUAAUGUUAAUAAUUUUCUUAAAAUUAAGACUUGCACAUUAACAUAAUAAAAAGAUGCUAUUUUAAGAGCUAUGCCUAUGUAUAUUGGCAUGAUAAAAGAGUAAUUUGAGGAUUCAUCUAAAGCUGCUGAACUUGAUUAAAAAUUUUCUGAAGCUGAAACAGUACUUGCUGAAACAGAUACAUUUUUUGAAAAAGGAGAAAAUAAAUUAGGAAAAAUCUAUGAAUUAGGAGUUGAAGCAGUAGGUUAAGAAAAAACAAAAAAAACAAUGUCUCUUGAAUAAUUUAGAAUGAGUUUAGGUUUUGAUUCAUAAAUUUAAAUUUUGAAAGAUAAAGCAGAAGUUGCACAUAAUUAAUUCUUAAUGUAAUUAAUUAUUUAAUUCAUUUUUAUAGGUAUAAAGAAAAGUUAUCUUUAAAUAGUCUUCCAAUCUAUAAAAAUAAAUUAGAACAAAAAUUAAAAGAAUUUGAAUCUUUAAAUCAAACAAUUCUAAUGUUUGAUAAAACUAUUACUUCAAUUUAUUAUAGUUCAAUUGAUUUCUUAGAUGCUUUAACUGAAUUAUAAUAAAAAAUUGAGAAUAUGCUUUCCUUAGCUAAUUCUUCUUUUAUUUUAGAAGGAUUGAAUAAAUAAUUGAAAUAAUAAUAAGACACUUAUGGAGAAGUUAAAAAAAUUUAAUCAGGAAUUAAAUUACAUCCUUCUAUAGAACCAAUUGUUUUGACUACCUAAGAAAUUUAAGCAAAUUUAAUAGAAAUGCUCUCAAAUAUGAUCUAAAUUAUAACAGCAUUUGUUGAAAUAUAUGAUGGUUUCAUGUUGUUUUAAGAUUAAAUCAAUUUAUUAAGUGAAGAAUUCUUUUAAACUGUUUAUAGAUGGUUAACAUUUUAUGAAGGAAAACCUUCUGAUAGAAAAUUAAUUUAUAUUGAAGCACUUGCAAAAAUAGAUGUAGCAAUUGAAAAAAUUGGAAAAUUCCCAAUUCUAAGAGUUCCUUGUACUAAAAUUUAUUAGACAUUAAAAAAAGUUGUUGAAACAUAUUAAAGAGAUGUUAACACUGAAGUUAUGAAAAUGCUAUCAGAAUUUGGAUAAACAUAUUAAACUAAAGGAAAUAAAGUUUAAAGUUUCUAAGAAUUCUAAAAUGAAUUAACUUAUUUAUUAACACCUGAAAAUUCUAAAGAAGCCACUCGAAAAGCAUUAUAAGCAUUUUUUGAAAAAAAUAAAAAAGCAGAAUAACCAUUAUCAAGAAUGUCUUAAUUUGUUAAAGCAACAUAAACUAUUUCAAAGGAUGAAAGAUUAAAAUCUAUGAAAAGAUUAAAAAAACUAUAGAAUCCAGAUGAAAUUCAGACAUAAAUGGGUGGUGGAUAGAUGGAUUAGUGGAUAUCCUCUUGUAAAAAUAUGACAAAUGCUUUAGACAUGUAUUUUAAAAAUGUAAAUGACAAUCAACUAUAACCUUUGGUUAAUUAUACAUGUAAAAAUUAUAAUAAUAUAAUAUAGAAAAAAUUGAAGAUUCUGCUAAGGGAAUGAGUAAUUAAGAUUUAAAGAAAUUUAUUGGAAGAUUUUUAGAAAUGCUUAAGAUAGAUUAUAAUCUCAGUAAAUUUUAAUGA
Messenger RNA from Paramecium pentaurelia, 4205 nucleotides. Lineage: Eukaryota; Ciliophora; Oligohymenophorea; Peniculida; Parameciidae. The record is from the annotation of a GenBank genome assembly.